GCAGCUGUGGAGGUGGCAUCGGACACGACGGUGCAGGAGCUCAUCGAUAGGGCUCAGGAUGAGCUGAGAGUGGGCAUCCGCUGGCUGAUCUGCCCUACGGGCUCUCCCCUGAAGUGCUCGGAUACCACGGCUGCCGCCGGCAUUCAGGACGGCGACAUUUUGACGGCGAUUGCUCGCAAGGCAGCUUUAUACUCGAGCUCCCGUGCCUUCGCGUUGGUUCGAGUGAAUGGAACUGUGCUCACAUGGGGCUACCUCGGUGGAGAACAAUGUUCCGCUCCGGAACACUUGAGAAACGUGGACAAAGUGGAGGGUGCAGCAGAGGCUUUCGCUGCUUUGCAGGCAGAUGGCUGCGUGCUGACAUGGGGCUCGCCCCAAUGGCUGGAGGGGCCCUGCCUGCAGCCGGACAUUCAGAACGUGAAGGAGAUCUUGGCCACUGGCGGUGCAUUUGCCGCGAAGAUUGAAGAUGGCUCCACCGUGCUUUGGGGCGCCUACAUGCGAGAGGAGCUAGAAGCCUUGGGAUUUCGAAGCCGGCUCAGGGAUCUUCAGGACCUCGAGGCCACCGCACAUUCGAUGGCAGCGCGCCUGGCUGAUGGGACGGUGUUUAGUUGGGGUCGCAACGAGUUGGGCUUGAUCUUGCAGAAGGAGCUUUCAGAGAAGGCGACACAGAUGAAGGCUACGGAGCGAGCGUUCGCUGCCGUGCUGUCGUCUGGCUCUGUGGUGACGUGGGGCGAUGCAGACUAUGGUGGGGACAGCGAACAUGUCCAGGAGCUGCUUCAUGAUGUUCGGUAUCUACAAUCCUCUGCUGCAGCGUUUGCUGCGCUGAGGAGCGAUGGGACGGUUGUAACAUGGGGUCAUUCUCGCUUUGGGGGAGACUCGGCUGAUGUCCAGUCGCAGUUGCACGACGUGCAGCUCGUGCAGGCCACAGCGGAUGCCUUUGCUGUCAUCCUCGGUGAUGGAUCCGUCGUCACCUGGGGAGAUGCAUCUGCUGGAGGGAACAGCCAAGCUGUCCAGGAGGAGCUGAAGUCCGUCGAGCGGAUCGAGUCCACCUGUGCAGACUUUGCCGCUCUCCUGGUCGGGGGCUCCGUCGUCACCUGGGGAGACCCCUCUUGUGGCGGCGACAGCAGUACUGUGCAGGAGCAGCUUCAGGAUGUCCUCCUCAUCCGCAGCACCUCCUUCGCUUUCGCAGCUCUCCGCAGAGACGGAAGGGUGGUGACCUGGGGCUGUCCUGCAUCGGGUGGGGACAGCAGCUCGGUUUCGGAGGAGCUGGAGGAUGUCAAUCAGUUUCAUCCAGCGCACUUGGCUCACCGGCCUGCAAGAGGGCUGAAGCGAAACCGUGAGCUGGGACAGAAAAAGCUGCGCUGUCUGACUGAUUGA
Messenger RNA from Symbiodinium sp. CCMP2456, 1374 nucleotides. Lineage: Eukaryota; Dinophyceae; Suessiales; Symbiodiniaceae. The record is from the annotation of a GenBank genome assembly.